Molecule: messenger RNA, 1356 nt
Organism: Symbiodinium sp. CCMP2456
Lineage: Eukaryota; Dinophyceae; Suessiales; Symbiodiniaceae
Source: the annotation of a GenBank genome assembly
AUGGCUCGAGGCGCGGUUCCCCUGCCACCAUCUCCAGAUCAAGCAAAAGGGUCAGAGGCAGCGGCCGUGCCGGCUGUGAUCUCCGUGGAGCUGGACCCGGUGAAUGCCAUGGUGGCGCGCUCCGUCCACUGCCUCGCCGGUUUGGCCGGCGAGAUAGAGGUUUGGGUCGGGAACAGCAGCGACGUCGCCCACUACGUCCUGGAGCGCUUCGGAGAGCGUUCUGUGGCCAUGAUCUUCAUGGAUCAUCGAGGGAGCCUCUUCCACGAGGACUUGAGGAGCUUUGAGGAGAUGAAGCUGCUUCAACAUGGCUGCCGAGUUCUGGCGGACAACACUUUGAAGCCGGGUGCACCACUCUUCUUAUGGCAUGUCACCAGAAGUCCGGCCUUUGCCACGGAGCUCGUGAUGGUUCCCGAGUUUGGGCUGGGCCACCAGGUCUUGCAGGAUUGGGUGGCUGUUAGCUGCUAUGACCUGGGUGCAGAGGGCAGCAGCACAGAGCCACCACCUUUGGCCGUGGCGGAGCUCUCGGAGCGCUGCGACGCCCUGAGGCGUCGGAGCCUCGCCGGCGGUCUGACCUCCCAGGACUGGGCGAAGCAUGCGGAGGAGAUGGAGUCUGGCCUGAGAGCACUGGGCAUCGAAGCCACCGUGGCGAGCGGAGAUCUGCUCACCUUCAAGCUCCACUACCGCCGAACUUUUAUCGACAUGGAUGAAGAGCCCUGGCACAGCCUGAGGGCACGUGCUGCUAGCUGUCCUCCGAGCAUGGGAGAGGGCGAAGAAACAACGGAGGAGCAGGAGGAGUCAAAGACCCACGAGCUCUAUUUAGAGAAGGUGGUUCGGGAGGCAUCCAGAUUCCAUGCCCGCCGCAGCCGUGGAAGCAUAGGCCACCCCGAAGUCUGUCGCCGGCCUUGUGUCUUUUUGUCGGCCGGGCGCUGCGGCCAAGGCGAGGGCUGCGGGUACUGCCACUGUGAACAUAACGAACCUCGAGCCCGCCCGGACAAGAAGCAAAGAGCGGCGCUUCAAGGCCUGCAGCAGGACGACCUUUUUGCUGUAGUGCUACCACAUCUACAGGUCCGUGCAGAGCAACCGCAGCUUCGGGGCAAAGCCACGCAGCUUCUGCGGAUCGUGGAGGGCAUCUCAGUCACCACGAGCCCCUGCUCGAGCCCUUCUGCAAGCUCAUGCUCUACGAGGUCCGGCACACUUGCGGACAGCAAGCUCAAGUCCCUCCACAAAACGCUGGAGCGAAUGACAUUCUCAGGCUUGGUAGCACUACUUUGUGAGAGCAUUGCCAAAGGCAACACUCGAGAUCAGCUGCUGCAAGCUCUGGAGGAUUUGCGUGCCCAGUACGACAUACCUCUAUGA